This is a messenger RNA of Carica papaya (papaya), 2487 nucleotides long. RefSeq names its product RNA-binding (RRM/RBD/RNP motifs) family protein. The record is from RefSeq and is a predicted model, not a curated record. Gene Ontology annotation, biological process: regulation of translation. Gene Ontology annotation, molecular function: mRNA binding. Lineage: Eukaryota; Viridiplantae; Streptophyta; Magnoliopsida; Brassicales; Caricaceae.
UAAAUUUCUCACACACCCAGCUCCUCAAAACCUUCUCUCUUCUAUCUCUAGAACGUGCGUCUCUCUCUCUCUCUCUCUCUCUCGAACGUAUGCAUAAGCAUAUGCGUAUAUCUGUUGCAAUUUGUUUGGUAACUGAAUUUGCAUUAGGUGAAUCAAAUUAAACACACAAUUGAGCGGACGGAGAAAAAUUGUGGGGGGCAUAUAGAGGAAGAGGAGGAGGAGGAGGAGGAUGAUGAUGAUGACGAGCAUGCCCUCUUUUCUUAUUGUGCCUCCCCUCAGAUCUUAGUUUCUUUGCAAGAUUUGGCAUCUCGGUUUUCUCUGAUUGGUGUGCUGUAUUCCGGGUUGGUUCUUUGAUCUAGGAAGGAUCUGUUGUUUCUAAAUUGAAAUCCGACAAUACAUAGAUUGUAGCUGAAUAUAAAUUGUGUUUCUCGUCCUUGUUGCAACAAUAAAGAGAAAAUGCAAUCUGAUAAUGGUAAGCUAUUUAUCGGUGGAAUAUCUUGGGACACCAAUGAGGAGCGUCUCAAGGAAUAUUUCAGCACCUAUGGGGAGGUGGUGGAAGCAGUGAUUAUGAAAGACCGGACUACAGGCCGUGCUCGUGGCUUUGGCUUUGUAGUAUUCGCUGACCCAGCUGUUGCUGAGAGAGUCAUAAAGGAGAAGCACAAUAUUGAUGGCAGGAUGGUUGAGGCAAAAAAGGCUGUCCCCAGGGAUGAUCAGAACAUUCUGAAUAGAAGCAAUAGUAGUGUUCAUGGUUCUCCUGGCCCAGGCCGUACAAGAAAGAUUUUUGUAGGAGGUUUAGCAUCUACAGUCACUGAAAGUGAUUUUAAGAAGUAUUUUGAUCAGUUUGGGACAAUCACAGAUGUUGUUGUGAUGUAUGAUCACAACACCCAGAGGCCUAGAGGUUUUGGAUUCAUCACUUAUGAUUCAGAGGAAGCGGUGGACAAAGUGUUGCUUAAGACUUUUCAUGAACUGAAUGGUAAAAUGGUCGAGGUUAAGCGAGCAGUUCCCAAGGAGUUGUCACCAGGUCCCAGCCGCAGCCCACUUGGUGGAUACAACUAUAGUCUGACUAGGGCCAAUAGCUUCUUGAAUGGGUACACUCAGGGGUAUACUCCAAGUACAGUUGGAGGCUACGGACUUAGAAUGGAUGGUAGAUUUAGCCCUGUUGCUGGUGGUCGAAGUGGGUUCCCUCCGUUUGGUUCUGGUUAUGGCAUGGGGGUUAAUUUUGAACCAGGAUUGAGUGCAAAUUUUGGGGGUACUGCAAAUUUUAGCAGUAAUGUCAGUUAUGGACGGGGACUGAGCCCUUACUACAUUGGUAACACAAAUAGGUUUAGUAGUCCCAUUGGGUAUGAUGGAGGUAAUGGAGGAAAUACUUCUUUCUUCAGCUCUGUCACUCGAAACUUGUGGGGAAAUGGGGGGCUGAAUUAUAAUACAAACACUACAAGUUCCAAUGCAUAUAUUGGAUCCGGAAGUGGAAACACAGGAGGGAACACCUUUGGUGGUAAUGCUGUCAAUUGGGGUUCUUCAACAAUUUCUGGCCAAGGCGGAGGAAAUAGUGUUUCUAACAAUAGUGUGAAUUUUGGAUAUGGAGGUGGUGAUAACACUUUCGGGUUGGGUACAGGAGGAUAUGGACGAAACAGUGGGACUAAUGUGGCUCCAUCAUCAUCAUAUUCUGCAACAAAUGGUGGUUAUGAUGCAGCUCUUUCAGACUUCUAUAGUGGUGCUUCAGUUUAUGGGGACAACACUUGGCGAUCAUCAACAUCUGAACGAGACGGAUCUGGUUCUUUUGGUUAUGGGCUUGGAAAUGCCACUUCUGAUGUUUCAACCAAAAGUUCGCCGGGUUAUGUUGGUGGUUAUAGUGUUAAUAAGAGACAAUCAAACAGAGGUAUUGCUGCUUAGGAGAGUCAUUUUGGUUAUCAAGACGUAGUAGGUGAAGAUAAUCUUGUGAAGGAGGUGAACUGUGAAAUUCGUACAACCCCACUCCUUAAUAUAUUUCAGUUAAGAGGAAGUUGGUUAUCUAGAGCUAACUGAAGUGCCUGUUUUGAAGAAUUAAGUUCAGAGAUAGGGAUUAAAAGGGAUUUUGUGUUAAGGCUUGAGUUUUGAGUUAUUUUGUUAGGCUUUUUGUUUUUGUUAUGAGUGAGAUGUAAAAUCAGAUUGCGGGAUAUACUCAAAAAAUGUAUCAUGCAUCUCUGGUGAGCCGGCGAUACAUAAGGAUAUAGACUGUUACCUCUUCCCCUCUCCAUAGAUUUUUAAGUUCUGUAAUGGCUCUGGCAAAGUUGUGGGUUCUUGUCAGGUAUGCUAUGUCUUUUCUUCUUCCCAUGAUUUGGGUUUGUUUUUAAGCAGAUUGUACCUGAGGUUUUUGUUGAUUUACUAGUGUGAAACCAUAAAGGGACACCCAUCUAGGGUCCCUCUGAAUAAGUUACCACAUAUGCUGAUUCUUUUUCUAUUGGAAUAUUUUAUGCAACAAAUUGAAAACUUUAUUUGUUUGUAAAA